Molecule: messenger RNA, 393 nt
Organism: Austrofundulus limnaeus
Lineage: Eukaryota; Metazoa; Chordata; Actinopteri; Cyprinodontiformes; Rivulidae
Product: fibrous sheath CABYR-binding protein
Biological process (GO): proton motive force-driven ATP synthesis
Cellular component (GO): proton-transporting ATP synthase complex
Molecular function (GO): proton transmembrane transporter activity
Source: RefSeq, a predicted model, not a curated record
CUCAAAUGGACCCAAUUCAGAAGCUUUUCGUGGACUCUAUACGUCAGUACUCAGCAAAAAGCCAGGCAGCUCGGGGUCUGGUUGAUGCCAACUCAAAAUAUGAGAAGAAUUUGGCACAGGAGAUAGAAAAGCUUCAGAGAUUGUAUGGUGGAGGAGACCUUACAUCUUUCCCUGAGUUCAAGUUUACAGAACCCAAGCUGGAUGACGUUUCCUCGAAGUGAACGUGAACCGAACUUUUCUACCAUUUUCUGUACAUCUGAACUCUGUAGUGUAAUAUGAACAGUAUGCUUAAUGUUGGUUACAGUCUAUGUUUGCUUCUAGUUUUAUAGAACUGAUUCUAUGCCUUUCACAAGGUGAGCCGAAAGAUGUGAAUAAAGCUUUAGGUAAAAUGAG